Messenger RNA from Dendrobium catenatum, 490 nucleotides. RefSeq lists its product as uncharacterized. Lineage: Eukaryota; Viridiplantae; Streptophyta; Magnoliopsida; Asparagales; Orchidaceae. The coding region runs from base 1 to 405 and encodes 134 amino acids. The record is from RefSeq and is a predicted model, not a curated record. The transcript is spliced from 4 exons.
AUGGUGGAGCAGAUAGCCGCCACCAAGGUUUUGAUCUAUGAUCAUAAGAAGGGAUUAAAAGGAUAUUUCAUUGUGAUCAUUGUAUUGUCGUCAGUUGUGCUGCUAAUCGGAGGCUUCUCUUUGCUGUGGAAAUACAGGAGCAGAAUGGAAGUUUGCAAUAGAAGACGGAUGAGACGCCCGGGAAGUCUUGUGGACCAGAGUGGAUCAGUUGGAGGUCAGUCUACAGGGUUUUCUUCAGUGAUUGAUUUGCAAGAACAGGGAAAAGGUGAGCACAAUGUGCGUCUGUUUGGUUUUCAGACGAUAGAAGAAGCAACCAUUAACUUUUCUUCAUCGAAUUUGCUUGGAGAAGGAGGAUUGGCCCUGUUUACAAGGGCAUACUGCCUGAUGGGCAAGAGAUUGCUGUGAAAAGACUUUCUAGGAGUUCUGGUCAAGGCAUGGAGGAUUCAAGAAUGAAGGUCAUACUAAUUGCAAAUUGCAGCACAGGAAUCUA